AGGGUCAGGGCUAUAUCUGCUACAAACUUGCAUCUGAGAACCAACCAUAUUUACGUCAGUUCAGAUGAUAUUAAAGAAACUGGAUAUACAUAUAUUCUUCCGAAGAAUGUACUUAAGAAGUUUAUUACAAUUUCCGAUUUAAGAGCACAGAUUUGUGCCUUCCUUUAUGGCGUAAGUCCACCGGACAAUCCUCAAGUCAAGGAGUUGAGAUGUUUAGUGCUACCGCCGCAAUGGGGAACUCAUCAAACGGUUCAUUUACCUACUAAUCCGCCCACUCAUCCAUUCCUAAAAGACAUGGAACCUCUAGGAUGGAUUCAUACACAACCCAAUGAAUUGCCGCAACUUUCACCGCAAGACAUUAACACGCAUUCGCGAUUAAUGGAUGAAAAUUCCAAUUGGGAUGGCGAAAAAACUAUUAUCAUUACGUCUUCAUUUACACCUGGUUCAUGCUCUUUGACUGCUUACAAAUUGACACCAUCAGGAUUCGAAUGGGGAAAACAAAAUACUGAUAAGGGCAAUAAUCCCAAGGGUUACCUACCCAGUCACUACGAGAAAGUACAAAUGUUACUAUCUGACAGAUUCUUAGGGUUCUUCAUGGUACCUUCACAGGGUAGUUGGAAUUAUAACUUCAUGGGUGUACGACAUGAUCCUAGUAUGAAAUAUGAUUUGCAAUUGGCCAAUCCAAAAGAGUUCUAUCAUGAGGUUCACAGACCAGCUCAUUUCCUUAAUUUUUCAUCUCUGGAAGAUGGCGAUGGUGCUGGGGCCGAUAGAGAAGAUGCGUUCGCCUAACAGUUUUUUUACGUUAUUUUUAUAUUUUGAAAUUUGGACUAUUU
Messenger RNA from Nicrophorus vespilloides, 833 nucleotides. RefSeq names its product pre-mRNA-processing-splicing factor 8-like. Gene Ontology annotation, biological process: mRNA splicing, via spliceosome; spliceosomal tri-snRNP complex assembly. Gene Ontology annotation, cellular component: catalytic step 2 spliceosome; U5 snRNP. NCBI's taxonomy places the organism in Eukaryota, Metazoa, Arthropoda, Insecta, Coleoptera, Silphidae. The record is from RefSeq and is a predicted model, not a curated record. Gene Ontology annotation, molecular function: metallopeptidase activity; pre-mRNA intronic binding; protein binding. The transcript has 3 exons. The annotation marks the transcript as partial.